Molecule: messenger RNA, 1597 nt
Organism: Daphnia magna
Lineage: Eukaryota; Metazoa; Arthropoda; Branchiopoda; Diplostraca; Daphniidae
Product: farnesyl pyrophosphate synthase
Exons: 7
Coding region: 181-1428 (415 amino acids)
Biological process (GO): trans, trans-farnesyl diphosphate biosynthetic process
Cellular component (GO): cytoplasm
Molecular function (GO): (2E,6E)-farnesyl diphosphate synthase activity; dimethylallyltranstransferase activity
Source: RefSeq, a predicted model, not a curated record
CGUCUAUGACACUGUCGACUGCUUCUGUUUGUUCCGUGAUUGGGCUCGUUCGAAAACUUGCCCUUUUGUAUGGGGUUAACCAUUUGGCGUUUUUGCUUUUCUCACCUGUAGGGUUUCGUUCUUGAUUUUUUGUUGAUAGUACUUUCGUGUUUAUACAGUGAUAGACUAUAUCUGGCUAAUAUGAUCAACACAAAAUAUUACAUAUUUGUGAGGGUUGGAAGUCUGCGCGCCCGGUUCCGAAACCGGAUGCUUCGCUCAAACCAGUUAAUAACUAGCACUCCAAAACUCUUAAGAAAGUUUUUCUCGUCUAAAUCUAGUUCAGUUCUCCAUCGUCCCUCAAGUGAAGAACUUGAAAUUACGGAACGAUCGAAAAAUCUACUAGUCAUGGCUUCUUCAUGCAAGAUAAAGGACCAGUUUCAUGAAUUCUUCCCCGAAAUGUUAAGAUGUUUAAAGAAUUCACCACCACUGCACAAGUUGCCAUCAAUGCAAGAAUGGGUUGAAAAGAUUGUUGAAUACAACCUAAAAGGAGGCAAAAUGAACCGUGGCAUGGCUGUUGUGGAAAGCUUCAUGAUUUUAAAAAAUCACCAAGUAUCAGAAGAAGAGAAGAACACAGCCAUAGCACUUGGCUGGGCUGUUGAGAUGUUGCAGGCAUUCUUCCUUGUUGCAGAUGACAUUAUGGAUGGUUCUCUCACGAGAAGAAUGAAGCCGUGCUGGUAUCGCACGAACAAUCUUGGAGUUAAGGCUUUCAAUGACUCCAUAUUGUUGGAAAGCUUGAUUUAUCAAAUAGUCUCAUCUUAUUGUAAAAAUCAGCAUUAUUACCUUCCAGUGCUGGAACUGUUCCAUGAUGUUACCAUGAGGACCUCGCUGGGACAAGCAAUGGAUUUACACUCUGCACCAAAUCCGAAUGAAGCCCCUGACCUAAGCAAAUUUACAGUGGAAACCUACGAUGCUAUCGUGAAAUACAAAACAGCAUAUUAUUCGUUCUACCUUCCAGUGGCUGUCGCAAUGCGUUUGGCGGGAAUACAGGAUAACGAUCUUUUGAAGCGGGCGGAAGAUAUUUUGUUGCCCAUGGGGCGUUUUUUUCAAGUCCAAGACGAUUACUUAGACUGUUUUGGAGAUCCUGAGAUAACAGGUAAAAUUGGCACAGACAUUGAAGAUGGGAAGUGCUCCUGGCUAAUCGUAACAGCCCUGCCGAUGUGUGAUUCGGCUCAGCGACAGUUAAUUGAAGCACAUUAUGGUUUGAAAAACACUGAAUCUGUGAACCUCGUGAAGUCGUUAUAUCAACAGUUCGACAUCCCUAAACUGUAUACUGAAUAUGAAGAGCGCAGUUACAAGGAGCUAACACAAAUGAUAGAAGGAAUUAAACAUCAACUACCAACUUCCAUAUUCCAAGGGUUUAUGGAGAAGAUUUACAAGCGAUUGAAUUGAAGGAAAUUGAGUUAAAUCUUAAUCAACGUCAAUUUCGAAGCGACGACUAUAAAUCAAGACAACGACUUUACAGAAUGAAAGCCGGUUAACUCGUUAAACUCGGACAAAUCGCUGUAGUCAACAAAGCCAAAUUUAUUUGCUUAGCACGACAGAAUAUACUGGUAGUUUA